GUCUUUUGACUCCGGCCCUCGAGACUCCUCCCCGAAGGUCCUACGGGGAGUGCCUGCGUCGAGUGCCACUCCCGAAAGAGCGUCCUAGUCUGUGGACUGAUCUCCUAGGAGCCUGACUUAAGAAGGUGUCUGUGAAUUCGCUUCUUCGAGAGGAAAACAUCGAGAGGAAAGUCGGAUUUUGGCGCAAAAAACAUGAAGACCCAGAAGCUCCUGCAAGGGCCCCUCUGCCUCCUCCUCCUCGGCCUCUGCUGCGUCGGCGCCGUCCCCCGGAGGGAGCGCGAGUCUCUGGAGGAGAAGAGGGUUAACGCCAUCAACGCCCUGGUCGAGCUGCUGACGGAGAACAAGGAGAAGGCCCCGGCGGGAGACGCCGAGAACAAGGCCGAGGGCGAGGAGGCAGACAUGGCCGCCGCGAUGAAGGAGUUAGCGACCGCCAUCAAGAACAACACGAAGGCGCUGCUGACGAUUAUGGAGGAGAAGGAAGGUCCGAAGUGCGACCCCCCCUUCUUCGCCGCCGGCAGCGAGUGCUUCUACGUGAACAACCACAAGCGCCUGACGUGGGUGGAGUCCCAGAACUUCUGCCGCGGCCUCGGGGGCGACUUGGCCGAGCCAGCCAGAGUGAACAUGCUGAGGGCGGUUCUGCUGCAGAAGUAUCCCGAGGACGAGAACCAGUUCUUCUGGGUCGGGGCCUCCAUGAACGGCACCGGCAAAGCGUGGAAGUGGGUCUCGGGCCGCAACGUGACGCGAGGAGACUGGGCGGCCGACCAGCCCGACGGGGGCAACGAGAACUGCGUGGUGCUGAGUCGAGACGAGUUCCCCGCCCUGCACGACUCGCCCUGCUACACCCAGACUAUGUUCAUCUGCGAAAAGGUUGUCAUCAUUCCUAAUUAGGGAGAGAGAGAGAGAGAGAGAGAGAGAGAGAGAGAGAGAGAGAGAGAGAGAGAGAGAGAGAGAGAGAGAGAGAGAGAGAGAGAGAGAGAGAGCGAGAGAGAGAGAAAUAGAGAGAGAGAGAGAGAGAGAGAGAGAGAGAGAGAGAGAGAGAGAGAGAAAGAGAGAGAGAGAGAGAGAGAGAGAGAGAGAGAGAGAGAGAGAGAGAGAGAGAGAGAGAGAGAGAGAGAGAGAGAGAGAGAGAGAGAGAGAGAAUGAAAUUAAGAGACAAGCAGAAUAAAAGUGAAAGGAAAGAAACCGUGCACGGAUUAUGAAAUGAAAGGCAGAUGAUGUGACUAAGGAAUAAAAAAUAUAGAGUAGGUUUAUAGCUUAUCAAAUCAGCAUACGAAGUUCAAGUUGUAUUUUUUAUUUAGUUUCAACUUGUAUAAGCGUUAAAGUUGCAUUUGAAUCACUCCUCUUGUGUUUUAAUGUAAUAUCGUUGGUAUAAAAUGCUGACCAGGU
Penaeus indicus is the source of this 1386-nucleotide messenger RNA. RefSeq names its product lectin BRA-2-like. The coding region runs from base 193 to 888 and encodes 231 amino acids. The transcript is spliced from 5 exons. The record is from RefSeq and is a predicted model, not a curated record. Lineage: Eukaryota; Metazoa; Arthropoda; Malacostraca; Decapoda; Penaeidae.